Achroia grisella is the source of this 1253-nucleotide messenger RNA. Its product is annotated as optic atrophy 3 protein homolog. Gene Ontology annotation, biological process: regulation of lipid metabolic process. The transcript is spliced from 4 exons. Bases 104 to 883 code for a protein of 259 amino acids. Gene Ontology annotation, cellular component: mitochondrion. Lineage: Eukaryota; Metazoa; Arthropoda; Insecta; Lepidoptera; Pyralidae. The record is from RefSeq and is a predicted model, not a curated record.
CUGUCUGAGAUCUAAUCUGUGGAUCAUUUCCAAUGGUUUUCUUGGCACAGUGAUUCUAAGAAAAAUCAAUUUGUAGGCCUAUUUCCUAUUGUUAAAAGUAACAAUGGUUGUUGGAGCCUUUCCCAUUGCUAAAUUAUCUGUACUUUUAGUCAAACAGAUAAGCAAACCCAUUGCAAAUGCUUGUAAAGAACGGGCCAAAAAUAGUCCAUUUUUCAGGACUUAUGUUUGUAUGCCUCCAGCGCAAUUUUACAACUGGUGUGAAGUAAAAGCAAAAAUGUGGAUUCUCAAUUUGGGUAAACCUGUUAAUAUUCCAGUGUUAAGCCAGGAAAUGGCAAUUGAAUUAGGAGCUAACUUGCUUGGUGAAACUGUUAUAUUUGUUAUUGGUGCUGGGUUAUUAAUAAUAGAAUACAACAGGCAAAGUAAAAAGGAAACUGCAAAGGAAAGUAAAAGGGAGGAGGAAAUGCAACAUAUCACAACUACUAUAACAGAUCUGUACUUCAGAGUUCAACAACAGCAAACACAGCUCAGGGAAAUGGAGAGAAUUAUUUAUUCCAUAAGUGGACAAAAACAGCCUGUACCUGAACCACCAUCUGACCAAACUCCACCAGGGCCUCCAACUGCAUCACCAUCAUCACAGAAUAUUAGUCAUAAUAGAAACUAUGAAGAUAUGCCACUACCACAUACUCCUUAUCCCAACAAAGGAAUAAUUCUUCAGUCUCUUAACUAUAUUCAAAUGGAUGUUUUAAGUUCAUUGUUUCCUUAUAAUGGUAGUAAACAAAAUAUAUAUAUAGAAGAAAAGCCGGUACAGCAGCAUCGGCGAGGGCCGGCGGUUUUGUCACAAGCAUUGUACAAUAUCGAAAAUAAUUUCAGAAGUUUAUUUUAAAAUUAUUUACCCUCUUACUAGAUGCCAGAAUUUUAGCCAAAUAUUAGGGAAGUAUACUAAAUAAUUAUAUUAUUUGCUUUAUGAUGAAGAUAAAAAUAUCCUAUAUGGGCACUUUAUUGUCAUGACAAUAAAGUAAAUUAAAAAUAAUAAAUAUCAGCAAGUAUAAACAAUUAAAUAUCCAAACGUCACUUUGCUACAAUGUUUUCGCUAUGCAAAAAUUUCGGUACCCACAAGUUUCUUAUAUAUCGUGUGACUUAUAUAAAAUCAUUAUUAAUUAAUAUAAUGUUUAAGCUUAUAUAAGUGUAGCACUUGAACGAUAUUUAUAAAUUAAUAUCUCAUGUCACAAGUUUGUUGAUUUAGUUGGUAGCAU